Bemisia tabaci is the source of this 2037-nucleotide messenger RNA. The record is from RefSeq and is a predicted model, not a curated record. NCBI's taxonomy places the organism in Eukaryota, Metazoa, Arthropoda, Insecta, Hemiptera, Aleyrodidae.
AAUCCACAGAAACAGCUCAAACCCCGAGAUGACAAAAAAAAUAUCCAUAUAUUUUUUCAAUACGUUGAUAGUUGCUAUCUGCGUAAAAAGCAAGUGAGUGUGCACUUACGUCGCGUUGAGAUCACUUAGUGGGGCAUUUAGUAAAGACGAUUCACACUACUAUACCACGCCACUCUUCAUCAAAUCUUUCUGCGCACGCUUGAAAACUCUUUAAAUCUAGGGAUAGGUAAUAGGCAAUCACUAUUAAGCUUGAAACAUUGACGCAAGUUAAUGUACAUUAAUGAGCGUUUUUUAAACUUGACGCAACACGCGAAAGAUUACUACUUUUUAAAUUAAUCGAUUCCUUUGAAAUGGAUGAUUCAUGACCGACCUUCCUUUACCGACACUGAUAUAAGUUUGCAAGUCUCCUAAAAAUCCUUAGUCAACAUUCUUCAGUGCUCGAAGUUAACUGGUCUCUCCUUGGCCCUGGUUUUUCCCAACGGAUUUUUCACUGAGGAGGUCCGCCGUUCUCCGGAACCUCUGCAGUAUGUGCAAAGCAGUGCUAUAUUCAACAACGCUGCUGUUUGCGACGGCCCUGGGCUACCUGGUCGAUCGUAGUCUUGAGCCGAAAGCCCACGGUCGCGACGUGGUGGAAACGGUGGUCCAUCGGAUCCAGCGAGCUCGCAUAUUCUCCGACGACAAAGACUUCUUCCGACGCGUGGCCUACACCGAGAGUAAGUUCGGCGAGGACCCGGAGACCUACCGCGACGGUUAUUACGGAGGCAUCUGGCAAUUCGACCGACUCGCGGCGACCCAGAAGGACGAUCCUCAUUAUGCACCUGACCGUAUCAACAUCAUCCACCAAGGAAUAAAGAGAGAGUGGGGCAUUGACUGGAAGCAGGUGACAGACGAAGAUCUGCUGAAGCCGUUCUACUCUGGCCUGGCCUUCGCCGUCUACGUCGAGCUGAAGUCACCAUCUCGAGCUCCGAUUCCCGACACGGUCAAGGGUCAGGAUGGAUACUGGAAGGACUGGUACAACACCAACUACAAGGGCAAGUACGGAGAUUUUGAGACGAGGGUCCAGGAGCUGCUCGAGGAGGACAUGCGUACUGAAGGAGGAAAGAUAGACAUAAUGGUCGCAGUGGACGGCAGCUUCAGGGUCGGCUUCGACGCUUUCGCUUCGGUUCGCGAUUCGGUGGCACGCCUGGUGAGUGCAUUCGACCUAAAGGAGGCGCACGUAGGGAUGGUGAUCUACUCGAGCGAAGUGACGAGACGAAUCCCGUUGAUGAACAGCUUUACGAUGGCGAAGCUCCAGGAGAGGAUCCUCGGAAUGCCCUACCCCCGCGGCGCCGCGAACCCCCACACCGGAAUCAUGAGAGCCGUCCGCGAAUUCCAAAGUCUCCCGGAAGCUCGCAAAAGAAGCGGCGUCCCGAGGCUCUUGCUUGUCUUCACCAGUGGUCAAUACGACCUAGGGGAUGAUCCUGCCGAGGCUGCAAAAUUUGCUGCCGAAUCAGGCAUCAAAACCUGUGCGUUCGGAGUGGGUCUAUCAAUCAAUAAGAAGGAAGUACACGCAAUCGCGAACAACGACCCGGACUUCUUCUUCAUGACGAAAUUCAAUGAGGCGCUAAAAGAGCAGAUGGGCCGAGUGGUCCGACGGAUGAAGAGCGUGCCGCAGACGCCAAUGGUCGGGUCGGAGAUAACAGAGACGAUGAAGCGAGCCGGUGAGAAGAGGUACUAUCGCGUGAAGGUGCCCGAAAAUGGUUUGACCAUCCAACUGCUCAACGAAAAGGGCGCGGCCCACGGGUUCUGGGCCUACACCCCCGCCUCCGAGCAGCCCUCCAGCGCCCUCUUCGAUGGGGUUCUCGCCGCUGGAGAGACGUUCAUCCCGCCGCCGAAGACUCGUGCACCGUCCAGAGACGUCACGAUCGUCCUCGAGAGUUCUGAACCUGACAGUUUCGUCAGAAUGAAGAUCGUUGCAGGAGCUACGACCAAAGCUCCAGCAGUCAAUUGAGUUAAACGACGUUGUGAAACAAUAGUUAAAUACAUUCUAUCGAGCAG